This is a messenger RNA of Loxodonta africana (African savanna elephant), 14197 nucleotides long. RefSeq names its product MCC regulator of WNT signaling pathway (gene MCC). The record is from RefSeq and is a predicted model, not a curated record. Gene Ontology annotation, biological process: negative regulation of canonical Wnt signaling pathway. Lineage: Eukaryota; Metazoa; Chordata; Mammalia; Proboscidea; Elephantidae. The coding region runs from base 15 to 3122 and encodes 1035 amino acids. Gene Ontology annotation, molecular function: calcium ion binding. The transcript has 20 exons. Gene Ontology annotation, cellular component: cytoplasm.
CAGGGAGCGGGCGCAUGAUGGCGGCCGCAGCGGCCGCGACGGGGAGCGCCAGCGGCGGCAGCAGCGGCGGCGGCGGCGGCAGCAGCAGCAGCGACACGUCCAGCACUGGCGAAGAGGAGAGGAUGCGGCGCCUCUUCCAGACGUGCGACGGCGACGGGGACGGAUACAUCAGCAGAAAUGACCUGUUGAUGGUCUGUCGCCAGUUAAACAUGGAAGAGUCUGUGGCUGAGAUCAUGAACCAACUGGGCACAGAUGAAAAUGGAAAGAUUUCCUUCCAGGAUUUUACAAGGUGCCGCAUGCAGCUUGUUCGAGAAAUUAGAAAGGAGGAAGUUGAACUUUCUGUGAAGUCAGACAACUCUUGUAAAAAGAAGAAGCUGAGGGAUAGAAUCGCUUCCUGGCCCACGAGCAGUGACAACAGUUUGGGUGCCUUGUCAGCGGCCAGGGAGAGCUGGGAAUACGACUCAGGUGCCAGGGACCUCCAGAGCCCAGACUUGCAGAGCCAGCCUGCCCUGCAGAAGCUGCUGGAGUGCAGUGGGAAUGCUCUGCAUCAGCGGGCUGCUCUCCACAAACUGCUCACACAGCCUCCGUGUUUUAGCAGCUCUGUAGGAGGAAGCUAUCUGGAGCUGGCCAACACGCUCCAUUUGGCAGCCCUGGCAUCACUAAAGGGAGACAUAGUGGAGCUUAAUAAGCGUCUGCAGCAGACAGAGCGGGAACGGGACCUUCUGGAGAAGAAAUUGGCCAAGGCACAGUGUGAGCAGUCCCACCUCAUGAGAGAGCAUGAGGAUGUCCAGGAGCGAACGACGCUUCGGUACGAGGAGCGCAUCACAGAGCUCCACAGCAUCAUCGCAGAGCUCAAUAAGAAGAUAGACCGUUUGCAAGGCACCACUAUCAGAGAGGAAGAUGAGUACUCAGAACUGCGGUCAGAGCUCAGUCAGAGCCAACACGAGGUCAAUGAGGACUCUCGAAGCAUGGACCAAGACCAGACCUCUGUCUCCAUCCCCGAAAACCAGUCUACCAUGGUCACUGCUGACAUGGAUAACUGCAGCGACCUGAACUCAGAACUGCAGAGGGUCUUGACGGGGCUGGAGAGUGUCGUCUGCGGCAGGAAGAAGAGCAGCUGCAGCCUCUCCGUGGCCGAGGUGGACAGGCACAUCGAGCAGCUGACCACGGCCAGCGAACACUGUGACUUGGCUAUUAAGACAGUCGAGGAGAUUGAGGGGGUGCUCGGCCGAGAUCUGUACCCCAACCUGGCUGAAGAGCGUUCUCGGUGGGAGAAGGAGCUAGCUGGGCUGAGGGAAGAGAAUGAGAGCCUGACUGCCAUGCUGUGCAGCAAAGAGGAGGAGCUGAACAGGACCAAGGCCACCAUGAAUGCCAUCCGGGAGGAGCGGGACCGGCUCCGGAGGAGGUCACUGAGCCAUAACCACAGAGAAGCAGAAUUUGAGCAUUGGAAUUCUGAAUGGGUUCGAGAGCUCCAAACUCGACUACAGAGUGUGCAGGCCACAGGUCCCUCCAGCCCUGGCCGCCUGACUUCAGCUAACCGCCCAAUUAACCCCAGCACUGGAGAGCUGAGCACAAGCAGCAGCAGCAAUGACAUUCCCAUCGCCAAGAUUGCUGAGAGGGUGAAGCUAUCAAAGACAAGGUCCGAAUCCUCAUCGUCUGACCGGCCAGUCCUGGGCUCAGAAAUCAGUAGCAUAGGGGUAUCCAGCAGCGUGGCAGAACACCUGGCCCACUCCCUUCAGGAUUGCUCCAACAUCCAAGAGAUCUUCCAAACACUCUACUCACAUGGAUCUGCCAUCUCAGAAAGCAAAAUUAGAGAGUUUGAGGUGGAAACAGAGCGGCUGAAUAGCCGCAUCGAACACCUCAAAUCCCAAAAUGACCUCCUAACCAUAACCCUGGAGGAAUGCAAAAGCAAUGCUGAGCGGAUGAGCAUGCUGGUGGGAAAAUAUGAAUCCAACGCCACAGCGCUGAGGCUGGCCUUACAGUACAGCGAGCAGUGCAUAGAAGCCUACGAACUCCUCCUGGCGCUGGCCGAUAGUGAGCAGAGCCUCAUCCUGGGGCAGUUCCGAGCAGCUGGUGUAGGGUCCUCUGCUGGGGACCAAUCAGGGGAUGAAAACAUCACUCAGAUGCUCAAGCGGGCUCAUGACUGCCGGAAGACGGCGGAGAACGCUGCCAAAGCUCUGCUCAUGAAGCUGGACGGCAGCUGCGGGGGUGCCUUUGCUGUGGCCGGCUGCAGUGUGCAGCCCUGGGAGAGCCUGUCCUCCAACAGCCACACCAGCACAACCAGCUCCACAGCCAGUAGCUGCGAUACCGAGUUCACUAAGGAAGAUGAACAGAGGCUGAAGGAUUACAUCCAGCAGCUCAAGAAUGACAGGGCUGCUGUCAAGCUGACCAUGCUGGAGCUGGAGAGCAUCCACAUUGACCCCCUCAGUUACGACGUCAAGCCUCGGGGAGACAGCCAGAGGCUGGACCUAGAGAACGCCGUGCUGAUGCAGGAGCUGAUGGCCAUGAAGGAGGAGAUGGCUGAGCUGAAGGCCCAGCUCUACCUGCUGGAGAAAGAGAAGAAGGCUCUGGAGCUGAAGCUGAGCACCCGGGAGGCCCAGGAGCAGGCCUACCUGGUGCACAUUGAGCACCUGAAGUCCGAGGUGGAGGAGCAGAAGGAGCAGCGUAUGCGGUCCCUCAGCUCCACAAGCAGCGGCGGCAAGGACAAGUCUGGCAAGGAGUGUGCUGAUGCUACCUCCCCAGCUCUGUCCCUGGCUGAGCUCAGGACGGCAUGCAAUGAGAGUGAGCUGGCUGCGGAGUUCACCAAUGCUAUCCGCCGAGAAAAGAAGUUGAAGGCCAGAGUACAAGAGCUGGUGAGCGCCUUGGAAAGACUCACCAAGAGCAGUGAGAUUAGACACCAGCAAUCAGCAGAGUUCGUUAAUGACCUAAAACGGGCCAACAGCAACCUAGUGGCUGCCUAUGAGAAAGCAAAGAAGAAGCAUCAAAACAAACUGAAGAAGUUGGAGUCCCAGAUGAUGGCCAUGGUGGAAAGACAUGAGACUCAAGUGAGGAUGCUCAAGCAAAGAAUAGCUCUGCUGGAGGAGGAGAACUCGAGGCCACACACCAACGAAACUUCACUCUAACAGGCUUUCAGGCACCAAAGGUCUGGCUGUAGAAGUAAAACUAUAGCAGGCCACCAAGGGGAGAAAGGCCCUUGAGGGCAGAGUACCUGUUGGGAGAAUCGGAAAAGGGAAGGUUGGCAGGUAGGUCAGCACUUGGACAAUGGAGUGCGAUAGACUCAGCCCCUUGGGACGAGUGGCACUGUGUGGACUAUAUCUAGAGAGGAUGGUGUUCCUCCCCUCCCAGGCCCACAGAUGGUAUGUAAAUACAUGUUCUGUGUGCCAUGAUCAGCAGCAGUACCUUGCUUUUGCUUUCAGCAUUCACGUUCUCAUUCUCCUUGUAUGUUCAAGAGAUUGUGCGUCAGUGGGAUCCCAGCCAUUUGUUUUAUAGGAUUUUCCAUUUUUUUCUUCUGUUUUUGGUAGACAGUGGGUUUAUCUUCUGGCAUCCCCAAAUUCUCCUCUUUGUUCCUUCAGGGCAAACCUCUGACACACAGGAUGUGUGAUUCCAGCAUCUAGCAGAAGUGCUCAUUUGCAAGGCUUUGGUUUCCAAGUCCCAUGUAUCAACUACAAGAUACAGGCUGUCACUCAGAAGGCUGUUCUGGAGUUUCAGAUCACAGAAGAUAGUCCAUGGUGUCUUUAUAUCCCUAGAUAUGUUGAAGUUACAAGUAGCGCACCCCCAUGGCUAUCCCUUAACAGUUUUGUACUGAGAAAAUAAAAUCUUCCCUCAUCUUUCAUAUUGGAGGCAGGAGCUGCAAAGGGAACUCUUGAGUCUGGGAUUUUUCCUUCCCAGUGGAGCCAAGAAUUACAAUUCCGUUGACAGGUACAAUGGAACUAAAAUUUUAUUAGGAGUUUCCUCAAAAGCAGAGAACCAUUUCUUAGCACUUUUCCCCCCAGCCCAGGGCACUACAAAAUUGAUGUUUUCUAUGAAUCAAAACUUAACUACAUGAAUAUAUACAUAGCUCUGGACUUGUCUCUGAGAAAGAAGCUGUGCCUUGUCAGACAUGGAGUAGGUAACUGGAUGUUUGGCGAGGCCAGUCCUGCCCCAAUUCAAGACUUGCUCCUUCCAGUAUGAAGGAGGAGGGAAUGGUGGUAGAGGCAGUGAUUGUUAGUUGUCAUCCAGCCCAAUUCAUUACAUCCCUAAUGCAUAGCAGAACAAAAACAGUACCCAAUCCUGGGCCAUCUUCAGUCAUUGGUAUGUUUGAGCCCACCUUUGUAGCCACCAUAUCAAUCUAUCUCACGGAGGAUUACACUCCUUUUCGAUGACCCUGUACUUUACUAGACAUGAUGUCCUUUUCUAGACUGGCUGUUAAGGUCCCCUUUUUUAUCUCCUAGAGAUGAGUCGGAAAUGACUCGACAGCAGUGGGUUUUUAUAGAGACAUGGUGAUGGUUAACAUUAUGGUUAAAUCUCAGGCAAAAUGCCAACAAGGACAGGCAGGACCAAAGUACCUGAAUUGCUUUCAGGAGGGUCCUCUGUCUUAAAAUAUAUUCAUCAUUCCUUUUCUACUUGUAGCCUUCUCUAUCUCACCCUCUGCCUUCUUUCAAUUUUGUAGCUGCCCUACACUGAUAUGUUUUAAAGGACUGCUUGCAAUUUAUUCUGUAGCACCUGAGGACCACCCAAAGUCCCCUAUAAGAAAAAUCCAAAUUCCACAGUGAGCUAUAAAUUGUUUUGCUUAUGACCAAGUUCCUGCAUUAAAGUCCCCAUGUCCAUGAGCUAAAGGUCUCUAUUCUCAGAGAACGUGUAUGACACAAACUCCUCAGCCUUCUGCACAAUGGGGAAGGGUACUCCAGUCACCACCUAGGAGAAGAGGAGGCAUUCUAUCCCAAAAGCAACCACCUGUCUCCAAAAAAAUCAACUAGUACCCAUCUGGAAGGAUCAGCUUUAGGGUGCUCUGAUCACUGGGAAAAUGCCCACUGUCUUCUCUUUGAAUCUAUCAGUUACUCAAAGUUGGUGGUUGUAAGCAAGUUUUUUUUUAACCAAUUUUUACUCUUUGGAUAAAUUUGCAUUUUAUCAUGAGGAAAAUGUUUUGGCUAAAGAAAGUAUGCACAAAUUUUUUUUUCAUAGAUAACAGUUUUCACCAAUUUUCCAGCUUACCUAGAGCCUGCCGUUGAACAAACUGGGAUGUGCACAGUGGUUCGUUCACAGCUUUCUCGUGACUAAACAAGCAUCAGAAGGGACAGUUUAUCGUUUUCACCAACACUGCAUAAAAAACGUGGCUGAAGCAGAGAUAAAAUUCUGCCUGCUGACCUUUGCCUACCAUUUUUGCUCCAAAUUAAAACAAAGGACCCACACUUAAUAGGGUCAUAUAACUCCUCCAGACAGCAAAGGCUCCUCCAUCCUGGGCCCCAGUAUUACUGAUCCUACCUGGCCUUAUUUUGAGUUUAUACUUCAACCUAAUGCUUUUAAAUAUGUGGUGACUGGGUGAGAACCAUUUCCCGGGCAAAACUGUUACAUUUAUAAAUGUAUAGAAUAAAAGAUCUAUGAAAUGGUUUAUAUUCCUUCCUUGUAUUUUUCAAAUACUUCCUAAGACACAAUCCCUUUUGAAGGUGAACCAACAGGCACUUGGUUAUGCUAACUGUGGGGUCUACUGAAAGUGCGCUGAUUAAAUGACUGCAGGUGACUGGGGAAUGUAAUUCUUUUUUUGUAAGCUGACUCUAUAUGAAUUUUUUCUCUAAACAGAAGCUGGUUUACAUUAACAUUCCCCUCAGGGGCAAAUAGUGGUCUUGAUUCUAACUUAUAUGAGGUUAAAAACCUCAGACUUUGAAAUUUUUGUCUUCUUUCCAAUUCCUCAGUGGUUACCCCUUUUAGGCAAUUACCUUCUCUUUUAGCCUUUGGCUCUUGGUGAAAUGGGCAAGAGGAAAAGGACCCAUUUCACAGUUCCCUUGGAGUGUAUUUUGCACUGCUGAAUUGAGGCAAACUAAAUGGCCUGAGUUAAAAGUCACAGGCUAAGGAGGCUACCUUACCAAUGGAGGUAAUUAACUUUUAACAUUCACGCUCAUCUGCUGGUAUGUUGGGUUUCUGAAGGUUAAUAUCUACGCUGCCUAAAACUGGAAUGUUAAUAAAAAACUAAGUGCCGGUUAAAUAUAAUUGCUUAAUCCUUCUUUCAGAUGCAUGUACUUCUUCCUAAGUUGUCCUCUGAGCCGGCAGCCAUACUUUACAGGGAUCUCAGAAAUUUCUCUAAUUAGAGUCUUGACAUGUAGUCCAACUUAAAGACUAUGGGCUUUUACUUAAAAACUGUUAGGAUAGGAGUAGUAAGGAUUUUACUACUCUGAGGAAAACUUUAAAAGUCUCCUAGUUGCAUACAGAUUACCUAUCAGGGCUGGACUGCUGAUGCUACUGGCAUGAAUUCAGAACAUUUCCUAUAGCCCAAAAAUUAUCCUGCAAUUAUUUUUUAAUCUUAUUAAUUCACCCUCAAGAGAGUUUGGGGUUAAUGCUGACAUGCUCAUGUUUUAAAUGAAAUGACAUCAAGACUACAGAAAACAUCAAAACUGUCAUUAAUGACUUCUAAAAGUGUCCCUCCAUAAGUUUCAACCAUUGGCAAAUGUGUAAUAGGGACUAUGACCCAUCCAGUCUACAUACAGACUUAUUUAAAAUGAAAAAACCAUGUUUAAUAAGUGUACAGCUGUACCUGCUUCAAGAGGUAGCAAACAGAUCUGUAGUUAGAAAGAGCCUCAACAGGAGAAAAAUUUCUCUGGCUGCAAUUUCUCCAUUUGAACUUUAAUUAGGGAGCAGCCAGAGGGUUGCCAAGGAUGUGUCUGUUUUUGGUUGGGGAAGGAGGAAUAUAAGUAACAUUUACAUUUUUUUUUUUUUCCUCUGCACUAGGUAGAAGUGUUGUAGAAUAAAAAAAAUAAUCACAGGAACUGUUUUUCUGUUUAAACAGUGGAACCGUAUAUUUGACAAGGAAUGAUAUAAUCACCACCUUUUAAUGAGGCUUGCUAAUUCUGUGUCCAGAAGCUGGGUACUACUUUGUACAAGAGGUAUAGCUUAUUACACAACAAAAAUUAUGCCUUUGCUGCACAAAAACAGUCCUUAUUGAAGUUUAUCCAAAGCCUACUCUAGUCAAUGAAAACUUUGUUUCUAUGGGCCAGUCUGAACCUGUGACUUAGUUAUCUCCUGCCUUCGGGUGCCAAGCACUGACUUUAGAACUGAAAUCAGAAUUAUCAGUGUGAUGCUGGCUGUUGGCAACACAGCACCACUGGGCACACAGCAGCUGUUACAAUACAAACAAAGGUCCAAGCUGAAUAGCAACUGUUAUGUUACAUGCAUUCUUGUACUAAAAAUACAGUACCAGAGGAAGACAGUUCACAUGCAGACCAUUAGAUUUUUGGUUAAGAUUUCAAGUGGGUAAAUUAUCACAUCGCAUCUGAGCGAGAAAAACCAUUCUAUCCCCCUAACAAAACUACUGUUAGAUAAUCACAUCCUUGACCAGCAAUCCUUGCACGUCAUUCGCCCAGGAGUCGUCUAUCAAUCAGCUCAGCGCACAGAGCAGGCCACACUAAAGUUCUCCCACACCUGCUUCGGUGUAGUCAUUCUCGCCCUGCCAUCCACUUACAGCGCUCACAGCAGGACUGCCGGUGAAUGAGAGCCUCUAAUACUCUGCUUUUAUUUGAACCUAAUGCAAAGAUAAUGAAACGUGUUAACUUUUUUUCUCCUUCUAAUCAGUUUUUAGAUACUUUGUCAAGAUUUUUUGUCAAGAUUUAUUUACUUUGCAUGAGAUUUAGGUUUCCUAUUAUUUGAAAACAUGCUACUUUUAUGCCACUUGAAGUAGAAAAACCUGCUUGAAUGUACUGUCACUUAUUAAAGCACAUGUGACUAAGUUUGCAUUUGUCAGUAUUGUUCUACUGUUUGUACUGAACGCUUCAUUUUAAGCUGUCACUUACCACUGUACUUCUACCUUGUAAUUUUUUAGAUUCUUCACUUCUAUGGCUUUAAGUGUUUCCAGAUGCCUUUAGUUUUAGCUCCUGUAAAAUAGCUACUUUGUGUUAUUUGAUAUAGAAUUGUUUAAAAAAAUUCCAUUUAUUUAUACAGAGACAUUUAUAAUAUUUUACAAACGUUCUUAUAUUCUGAAUAAAUAUUUCUAAUGCCAUGAUGUACUACUUUUAACAGUGUUAAGGGUAAAGCUGUUUUCUGUAAGACUGUCUAACAUGGAAAUAUCAAACCUGUGAUGCUUCACAUUAAAGCAGGAGAGUCCUAAGCAGUGCUAACGGUUAACACGUUCAGCUGCUACCUAAAAUGCUGGCAGCUGCAGUCCACACAAGGUACCUCGGAACAAAGGCCUGGAGAUCUAAUUCCAAAAAAAUCAGCCAUUGAAAAUCCUAUGGAGUACAGUUCUACUCUGACACACACAGGGUCACCAUGAGUUGGAAUCACCUCCACAGCAACUGGGGAAAGAAAAAAAAAAGCCAAAAGCAAGAGCCUAGAAGUAAGAUUAGUAAGUCAAAACGCCCAACAGCCAAGGAAACCCUAUUUAUUGCCCAUCUUUACUUGGUUUUGUUCUCACAAUGUGCCAUAAAUGGGAAGUUAGCUAUUGGAGGAUUUUUUCCUUUUUAAGAGUUGCUCAGACAGGGAAUAAAAUCAAGAAUUAAAAGUACAAGAAAGGACAGCAAGCAGCUUUGCACCACGUCUGUUAGAGGAAGACUAUCACUGCUGAAGCAGAGUACCUUUGGCCAUAUAUAGAUUAGGUCUUUAAUGGAAAAUAAUUAUUUCUUCUUCAAGCAUCCGAUUUGGAAAACCUGGUUACAGCAGAAAUUUAAGUACCAGAUUUUACAUAUCUAACUCACAUCUUUUUUUAACUCACAUCAAGUCCUCCACUAUAAUCUUGCUUUAAAGCAACAACCCAACCAUAUUUUUGUUUUUUUCAGACUCUCUACCUUUUAUUAUAUAAACAUACUUUAUCUCACACUUGUUUAUUAACAACAGCACAAGCCAGGUUAAGGUAGUAACUAAAAGUGAUCAAAGCAGCAAAUUUUAUUAAUAUUGCACUACAAGUAGUCUAAAUUUAACAUGUUUUUACAGAAAGCCAGAAUUUGAACAGUCAAUUGUAAAAUUGUUUCAAAAUUCAAGAGAAAACUUCCAUAACUCAAAUUCGAUUUUAUAAUAAGACAAAAGAUUUUUAAUUUCUAAACUGAUAUUUACAUCAAAAAGUUGUAACAUUUAAUACCUGUUAAGACAGAGGAUUUUAUUUUCUCAAUGAAGAGUAUGGCUGGCACUUCUAGUCUUCUUUGGAAGUACAGUAAUCCAGCAAACAUUUAAAUCUAAUUUAUAAACAUGAGUCACUAGAAACCCCAUAUAAGUGAAAAAUCAUUCUUUAUCGUUUCAUUAACACUGAGGGAAAGAGACAAUGCUAUGGUUCAGCCAGAAUGUAAUAAAAAGAACGCAGAGUCCACUCUAAAGAUAUCAAUUCUUAUAACUACAAAGUGAAUCCAACAGGUAUUUUUUGGUUCCUCAUCUGCUCUCCCUAAAUGUUUGACAAUAAACCAAAAACUCCAAGAACUUCAUUACUACCAUGGACAGAAGCACUUCAAUGGUUUAUUUAUAGUCUUUCUCCAGGCAUUAAAAUGCCCUAGAAAGUGAAGUAAUAAAACACUGUUAGGUUUUUUUUUUUUUAUCAUUUAGGCAAAGAUUAAAUGUUAAAAUCACUUCACAUAAAACAAAAAUUAUUACUGAGAUUUGUAAAGUCCAGUUCUCUCAUAUGAGUAUCAUAUAUUUAGUGAGACUAUUUCAUUUUUUUCUACCAGCUUUUGUAGGUCCCAAAUAAGUUGCUUAGCAUGACUCAAGUGUCUUUAGAGUCUAGACUAAAACCUACUCCCAAGAACACUAAGUAUCUUUCAUAAGCAUCACCUAUUCGCCACAGCAUGUGUAAAAGCAAAUCUUGUUUUGGAAAUAGGGUAUAAUAAAAAACCUGUCUUUCUCCCUUCCAAACUAAACUUUAUGCCCUCAUUCUGAUUAGACUAAAGACAAUCUUACAUAAGAGGGUUUCACUUAAAUUGGCUAAUUAAUACAUGAUUUAUAACUCCAUUUGAUUAAUCAUUCUAUUCUGAAAUAAAAUUGUUUUAACUUUUCAUUAAAGCCGAGGGGUAAAAUUAAAAGUCUGAAUUGUACACAGGUCUAGGAUGAGUUAAAACUUACCAAGGAUUAUUUCCAUAAAGUACUAUUAUAGGGUUAACACCUUAUAGAAUUAAGAAAACUUCAAAAACUUACAAGUAAAAAUAUAUAUAUUAUAAGCAAAACAGCUCACAGUUUUUUCUUUAUUACUGAAGAAAAACAGCUCGCAAUAUUUAUAAAAUGGAAGUCAUUUUAGCUAUCUAAUCUGAAAUAUGAGCAAAAGAGUAAAAUUAAAGACUCAGUUCUUUGGACACUUGCAUUUGAAAUUAAAUGAUUGCUUGUGUAAGAUCCAAACACAAAUCUAAAAUGAACAGUACAGACAGCAGUGCCCGGGACAGUAGCAAAAUGCACAAACUCUUGCAGAUACAUCUUCUGUGCUUUUCUGUCAGUGCAUAUCAUACACAUAGUAUGUGAUGAGACCAUGAAGAGUGCAAGGCCACUCCUACUCAUAUGUUCCAAGAGUUUCAACACAUUUAACCAACCAAAAUACUGAGCAAUAGUUAUUGCCUUUCUAAAUUCAUUCACAGUUGAUAACCUUUAUUUUGCUGCCAGUCUAUUCCUAGUAUCAGGAAAGGAAAAGCCAAGAUGUCAUGUUACAAAAAACUAGCUAAUUUCGUAAAACUUGAGAAAUUAAUAGCAACGUAGAGUUGUGCCCAAAAUGGUUCACACCAUAAUUUGCAUUCUAUCUCAAAAAGUUCACUAUUCUCUUAAAGGCUGAGGACCACCAGAACAAUGCCCGUUUCCCCUAGAGCCACACAGGAAUCUCCUCUCUGUUCCCGAACAGCUAGUACACUGGAAGACUCAGAGCACAGGUGUCCAUACUCCUAACCUGCUUGUGGCCCAAAUGAGAUCAUCUUUGCAAGAGAAGAAUAUGAUCACUGAUUACAAAUUCCUACAGAUUUAUCAUAGGGUUGUAGCACAAAUAAAAACACAAUGGGGAAAAAAGAGACUCGAUGCUCUCUUCCUCACCAGACACACCAAGAAAGCUGCUUAAGAAACAACAGGUAUUUAAAUGGCAUGCAACAGACAGUGGCCAAUAACCAAAUAAAAAGGCCAGCCACCUCCAAGAACCCUUCCACCAAAAAGGAAACAUACAUUCAGACCCUGACUCUUGCACUGGGCUAAAGGACUGAAGUCUGUUAAGAUGGUUCAUGUAGGACAGAGUUACAAACACAGGCAACUGAUUUCUGGAUUCAGUCUCUCCCAGAGCACUCUUGACCAACACAACCCAGCUAAUGCAAGCAUCUUGUCAAGGUUAAUCCCUCUCAGAUGAUCAUGCUUUCAAGCUGCUGUCAUAGCUAGACCAUCCCCUCUGUUAAUCACAGGAGACUCACGAUAGAUGGAAUUUCCUGACUGGAGAUUUCAUUACUCUGGGGACCCAGAUUAAAGAUUCAAUUAUGAACAUUUCUCAAGAAGAUUUUCAAUACUCUCUCUCUCUCUAUAUAUACAUAUAUAUUUUUUUUUCUUUACACUUCUUUGUACUAUGUUAAAGUUCAAGCAACUCAGCUGAAGAAGACCAUUCCUUCAAGUCCACUCCUAUCCUAUACAGGACAAAUGUCUAACCACCACUGUGAAAAUGACUAUGACACACACCUGACUGGUAGGGUGGACAUACCUAGAUUGUCUUUCUAUAGGAAAGCAGAGCACUUCAGUGUGGCUGGAGUUGUAAAUUAUCAGCACACAAAGGACCAGACUCCUAAACACUGGUCUUUUAAAAAGUGAGAAAAAAUUAGAAAAAGUUAACUUUAUCCAGAGCUGGGGAAAGCCUGGUAAUGGCCACAUACAUUAGGCUAUGUUUGGGCUACUCAAUGGUCACAUUUCUAGACAAGUAUGUCUAGCCUUCUAAAAUACCUUCCUUAUACUCUUUAACCAAACAACUACAGCUGUCUUCUACCUUCUGGGCAAUUUUGUUCUAUAACAAUAGCCUAUUAUACUUUAAUUGCAAUCCAAAACUUGCUUUGAAAGCAUGGGACCAAGCUUGUAUUGCUCAUUUGCAAUCUGCCAUAUCUAUGACAUGGGGUGUGCAAACUGCAACAGCAACUCAAUUCUAAGAAGAGAAAGAUGCUGAAAAAGCUCAUCAUAAUCUAAUUUUUAGAUUUUUGGCAAUUAUACAAAUGCCCUUUACGAUAUAAAAUGAGGAACUCUAGCUAGGCCUCUCCAAGCCAUCAGGAAUAAAGUUUAACAAAAUUGUUUUCCUAAUACCUGUUUAUCUAGGGACAGGUACUUAAAGGUAAAGGAUACCUUCAGAAAAAGUAACAUUGUCUUUUGGGUAUUACUAAAGUUACAACAAUACAUAUAAACCCCUUAUUCCAAACUAGAAAAUAAUCCAAGUCAAAAUUACUAGGUAACAUUUAUUUUUCUUCAAAGAAAUGUUGAUGCAUCUAACUUUAUUAUAACUAUGAUUAAUACACAAAGAAAAUACUGCCUCAGAUAAAUACUGAAACAACAGAUUUCAACAGGUAAGUACAGCAUUCUUUAUCAAAACAAAAUCUCUGAGCAGGUGGGGAAAAGUCCACUGGUACAAAAAUAAAGAAAAAUCAAAAGAGGUUAUCACAAUAAGAAAAGUUGGCACAAAGUCUACCUUUUAUAACUGACUUUGCUGCUUACUGUUUAAUUGUUGGAGAGCAAAAAAAAAUAGUAAGUAAGGGAACAGGGAUGAAAUGUUUUUUAUGCACACACGCACUCACACCUGACCUUUUCUAGAGACCACAAUAUGCUGAAUUUUACAGAAGAAUUUAAUUCUUACGGUGGAGGGAUGUUAUUCACUUAGAGUUUCUGUUUUACAUUCCACACAAAAUUACUAAAGCCUUAAAAGUACCCACCCAAUCUUAUAGCAUAAAAUUAAUUUUGCUAUAAAUCUGUACUUACUGAUUAUAGAUAUUAAUAGAAAAAUAAGGAUCUCCAAAGCUCAAAGCAGCAAGCAAGCAGUCACCACAAUUCCUUUGACAACACAGGAAACUUGCCUUUAUAUAUUAACUAAGACAUCCAACUUAAUUUUCAAACACCUUACUCAGAUCUCAUCCAUGCUAAAAGAGUUCUAUUAGGUUCUUAACCCGUUGCCGUUGAGUCAAUUCUGACUCAUAGCGACCCUACAGGACCGAGCAGAACUGUCCCAUAGGGUUUCCAAGGAGCGCCUGGUGGAUUCAACUGCCGACCUUUUGGUUAGGAGCCGUAGCUCUUAACCAUUAUGCCACCAGGGUUCUUGGACCUCUCCAAAUGUUCAUUUCUCAGGAGACUAUCACUGUUUGAAAUCCUAAAACCAUUCAUUUGCUAUUUCUUAAUAAACACUUAUGAAAAGCAUGUAAACUAUACCCCUUAUUUUGGAUUACGAUGGUUAAGUACAAAAACAAUUCAUCUAACAUAAAUCAUAAAAGUUAUACAUAAAAGCACCUACAAAACUUUUAAAAAUGAAAGAUUCACAGUGCACUGCACCUUAGAACAUGUAAGGUUGGGAAAAAAACAUUUAAAAAGUGAAUUCAAAGACCAAUUUCUCUCUCAAAGACAAAACAUAAUGAAGCCACGGGGAUCACAAGAGAGGAUCCCAGACAGAGCAGGAGAAAAAUGGAGAACAAAAAAUCAAAUUCACCAAAAAAGAUCGGACUUAUUAGUCCAAUAGGGACUGGAGGGACCCCCGAGACUAUGGCCAAGGCUCUUAUCUGGAACUGAAGCCAUUCCCAGAAACCACCGUUCAGCCAAACAAUAGACAGGUCUAUAAAAUAAACAGUAACACCCAAAAGGAACCUGUUCCUUAGAACAAUCAAUUUAUACGGUAUCAAACAGACAUUUGCCCAAAAGCAAAGAAGAGAAGGCAGGAAGGAGUAGAAAAUCCCCACGAAAGAGAACAGGGAACCCAGGGUGGAAAUGGGGAGAGUGCUGACAUACUGUGGGAAAUGCAACCAAUGUCGUGGAACACUUUAUGUACAAAGUAUCAAAUGGGAAACUAAUUUGCUUUGUAAACUUUCAUCUAAAGCACAAUAAAAAAUUAAAAAAAAAAAAA